AACUCCGACGGGAGGGGUGACUGGCGCAAGUAUCAUCCAAUCAACUGCCCGCGCUCCUGAGUGGGCGGGAAUAACGGUCUUUCCACCAAUGAAAACUCUCCGAGCGAACCCUCCUUCCAAUGAGUAACGAGCCGUCAGCUGACUCUGUUUAGCAGCUAUUGCACGCAAGACUCGAGCUGAGACGGACGCGAAUCACUGUGAAUCCAGAGCUCAUAAAGAUGCAGUUCAUGCUGUUGUUCAGCAGACAGGGGAAGCUCCGUCUGCAGAAAUGGUACGUUCCUCUGUCCGAUAAGGAGAAGAAGAAGAUCACGCGGGAGCUGGUUCAGACCGUUCUGGCCCGUAAGCCCAAGAUGUGCAGCUUCCUGGAGUGGAGGGACCUGAAAAUCGUGUAUAAAAGAUACGCCAGUCUGUAUUUCUGCUGUGCCACUGAGGACCAGGAUAACGAACUGAUCACACUGGAGAUCAUCCACCGCUACGUCGAGCUGCUCGACAAAUACUUCGGCAGCGUCUGCGAGCUGGAUAUCAUCUUUAACUUCGAGAAGGCGUAUUUUAUCCUGGACGAGUUCCUGCUGGGAGGCGAGGCUCAGGAGACGUCGAAGAAGAAUGUCCUGAAAGCCAUCGAGCAGGCGGAUCUGCUGCAGGAGAAUCUAGAUUUUCAGAUCCGUUUGCUUCCAGGUGUUUUGAGUCCGAACAUGUCGGCCGAGUCCUCUGGACUCUUCCAGAGUUAAACCGGUUCAACGCGCUUCAGCCCCGACACGAGUACUUUAACGUGCCCGUGUACUGAUUGGCUGCAUGCUAAGCCCCUCCCCCUGCACGCCUGCUGGCUCCGCCUCUGUUUCCAGCACCAUCCAAUCAGAGAGCUGCAUCUUGGACCCAGUUUCACCUGCACACUCGUCGUGUCUCGUUCAUGUUUGACCGUGUGUGUGUUUAACUGUGCACUGGAGCCUCAUCUGAAGUGAUCUUAUCCCUGUAUCUCGUUCAGGCGACUCUCAUUCAUGUAGCGUCAGGAAAUCAAACCCCGAAUAGACUUUUCAAAUUCAAUGCAUAAUUCAUUCAAACUGUAGAGAUCCAGGUUAUAAAGAUAAAAGUAGACUUUCAGUCUUUGUUUCAGAGCAGAAAUCACAUCUUCCUUAGGUUUUCCAAUUAACAACUUCUUAUAAAACAAAAUCACUUACGAUAGAGUGUCUGAAAACAGGAUGUUUAAUUUUAUGCAGUUUUGAUUCUCAAGUAACUUAAAGGAUUAGUUCACUUCCAGAAUAAAAAUUCCUGAUCAUUUACUCUCCCCCGUGUCCUCCAAGAUGUUCAUGUCUUUCUGUCUUCAGUCGCAAAGAAAUGAA
This is a messenger RNA of Sinocyclocheilus anshuiensis, 1337 nucleotides long. RefSeq names its product AP-1 complex subunit sigma-2-like. NCBI's taxonomy places the organism in Eukaryota, Metazoa, Chordata, Actinopteri, Cypriniformes, Cyprinidae. Gene Ontology annotation, molecular function: clathrin-cargo adaptor activity. Gene Ontology annotation, biological process: vesicle-mediated transport; intracellular protein transport. The record is from RefSeq and is a predicted model, not a curated record. The transcript has 8 exons. Gene Ontology annotation, cellular component: AP-1 adaptor complex; membrane coat. Bases 219 to 728 code for a protein of 169 amino acids.